GUCGCUGCCUCGACUUAUUUAGACGCUUGCCCGUCUCCCAACUCCUCUCUUUUGAGAAACCCGAUUGCGCCUCGCAUUCGAUUCUUGCAGAGCUGCGUUCGCUGGUCGCAUUGACCUAUUCAGACAUCAUGCAUUUUAACUACGCUGCAGCUGCACUGGCUGCAUUGCUCCCACUAUGCUCGGCCCAGACCUACUCGAAAUGCAACCCUCUUAAGCAAUCUGGUUGCGAGCCCAACCCAGGUAUGGGCGCCAAUUUCAACUCCGACUUCACCACCGGCGAUGGAGCUCUCGGCGGCUGGAAAACUACCGCCGGAAAAGUCACGGCUGGUGGCCAGGGUGCCGAGUUUACUCUGGCCAAGCGAGGCGAUGCGCCCACCAUUGACACUAACGGCUACUUCCUAUUUGGUAAGGUCGAGGUUGUCAUGAAGGCUGCGCCGGGACAGGGUAUUGUCAGCAGCAUUGUCCUAGAGUCGUCCGCCCUCGAUGAGAUCGACUGGGAAGCCCUCGGUGGUGACACCACUCAGAUUCAGACCAAUUACUUCGGCAAGGGCGACACUUCGUCCUAUGACCGUGCAACUUUCGUGAACAUGGCUUCUCCACAGGCUGAUUACCAUACGUACACUAUCGACUGGAACAAGGACCAGACCACCUGGGCCGUUGAUGGCAACAUCGUACGUACUCUUAAUUACAACGACGCCAAGGGUGGUACUCGCUACCCCCAAACCCCUAUGCGCCUGAGACUGGGCAUCUGGGCCGGUGGCGACCCGGGUAAUGCGCAGGGUACUAUCCAGUGGGCCGGUGGGCUGACUGACUAUACCAAAGCCCCCUUCACCAUGUAUGUUAAGUCGGUUAACAUUGUGAACUAUACCCCCUCCGACUCCUACACCUACUCCGACAACAGUGGUUCCUGGCAGAGCAUCAAGAACUCUGCCUCGUCCCCAGAGCCUCGCAGCACCUCUAGCACCACGGACACCCCGUCCACCCCGUCUAGCACUGAAUCCGCACCCUCCUCUGAGCCCGCGACCCAGUCUAGCACCAGUAGCACAAGUUCUCCUACUGGUUUCAUUACCAGCACUACCAGCAGUACUGCUGGCAGCACCACUGACACCACUGAAUCUACCACUGGUACUGCCACUGGCACUACUACCGGCUCUUCCUCGGAAUCUGGCUCUGGCUCCACCACUGCCGAGUCCAGCUCGAGCACCGGUUCCUCCGGCGCUGGUGCAUCCACGACCGAGUCUUCUGUUCCCGGAUCUUCGUCCGGCGCUGGAUCUUCCACUGGCGCCGGAUCUUCCACUGGCGCCGGAUCUGGCUCUGGCUCGGCUUCUAGCUCAGCCGCUGGUGCCACUUCCACUGUUCCUCUCUCCAACUCUGCUACAACGCCUUAUAGUGGAUCUUUCAUGGGCCUCAUGACGAUCAUGGGCUUGAUGACCGCCAUGUUGCAGCUGUAAUUGGAUCUGUUUUUGUUUUUGCUUUUGUUUCAUUGGCCUAAUGACCCCAUGGCGGAUUUUGUAAUGGACGGGAUUUAUGACGCUUUUGGGAGACCACGCUCCUUUUAUGACCCCCUGAUUCUUGUAUCGUUAAUUGUAGCCUUAGGUACAUAUCACACACACACACACACACACACACACACACACACACACACACACACACUGUGAAGAAGAAUCUUUUGAUACUGGCUUAUAUUUAAGCUCGGACGGAUUUAUAUAAUAUCAUUUCAAAAUCAGUUCAAGC
Messenger RNA from Aspergillus pseudonomiae, 1734 nucleotides. Its product is annotated as glycoside hydrolase family 16 protein. Gene Ontology annotation, cellular component: fungal-type cell wall. The coding region runs from base 129 to 1451 and encodes 440 amino acids. Lineage: Eukaryota; Fungi; Ascomycota; Eurotiomycetes; Eurotiales; Aspergillaceae. Gene Ontology annotation, molecular function: hydrolase activity, hydrolyzing O-glycosyl compounds; glycosyltransferase activity. The transcript is spliced from 3 exons. Gene Ontology annotation, biological process: fungal-type cell wall organization; carbohydrate metabolic process. The record is from RefSeq and is a predicted model, not a curated record.